Molecule: messenger RNA, 1069 nt
Organism: Rhagoletis pomonella (apple maggot)
Lineage: Eukaryota; Metazoa; Arthropoda; Insecta; Diptera; Tephritidae
Exons: 3
Coding region: 47-1069 (340 amino acids)
Source: RefSeq, a predicted model, not a curated record
UGGUACAGCUGUCAAUACUGGAUAUAAAAUUGGAGUAAAUGCACAAAUGGAACGUUAUUUACAAAGGCCCUUGCAGUGGAAUGUGUGUUUGUUACAUUUCAACGAGUUGCCUCUAAAAAAGUUGUUAACGCAUUAUAUUGGCAAGCAGAAAGGACCUGGUGUUUGGCCAGGGGUGUUGGGGUCUGAAAUUAUGACUUGCACCAAAUACCCGGUUGUAAGUGGUUUUGAGGCUAUUGCUAUGGGAGUUAUUCCUGAAAAUAUUGGCUCUUGGGAAUUACGCAAUGAUCAGCGUUAUUUAUUUGAUAUGGUUUUGGCAGUAAAUAAUGGUGAAUGCGAUGAAUAUCUCGCUAGUAAGAGCCCCGGUCCCGUCAGUACAGCUCGGUGGCUUACAACAGCUUCCAGGUUACUUCGGGUAUAUGUUUCCAAAGAAAGCCCGUCAGCGGAGUUGCGAAACAUGGUAGAGUUUGUUGUGAAAGUUUAUGCACCAUUCUGGUUUCUUGUGAAGAGCCAGCCACAAGCAAUUCAUGGAAGUAGACACGUUUUUAAGUAUAUUUGCUGGAUACGCGAACUAUCAAAUGCUGUUCAAGCCAUUAUACGUUCAGCUAUAGAAAAUAAUGCAUAUUAUUUUCACCCAGAAAAUAUAUUAUUAGCCAUGAUAACCGACGCUGAUCCAGAGAUACGUAAUGAUGGGUACGAAAAAAUCAAAACAGCACGUCAAUAUCCACCAGCAGGGCUUCGCGUGUUCAAGGUCCCAAAGCGUGGCGUAAUAAACUUUGAAAGUAAGUCGUAUGUCAGCAUGAUCGAUUGGAGUCAGUUUAAGAUUACGGAACCCCCUUGUGUGCAGUUCUACCCAGAUAGUGAACUUACAAUGUUUCAAUUUUCGGAAAAUGAAGUGAUAAAUAUCCCAGAGUUCCUCUGUCAUUCCCAGAAUACCGAACGGUUUGUGCGUGUUGUUAGUGAGUCUGCAAGUGCUGUCACUGAUGAAAAGCGCCUGGGCCACAUUUUUGCAAAAUUAGAAAGCCGAGACCAAUAUAAAAGCUUUGAUUCGCGCCAAAAUUUGCUUAAGUAG